GAGCCUGCACUUACGUCUCCAUAAUUGACUUUAUGGUUACUCUUCUCCCAAUGGGAUCUUUCACAGAAGAUGAGCAAAACCUCAGUGCUGAAAUAUACUGAAAAAAGAUUUCACAGGAAUAAAAACGACUAAGACCAUCAUAAAGAACCACUGCUGAUACUGUACCAGAUGAUCAUGGACUCUGGAGGACACAAGCAGGUUUCUGCUAUGGGUGACAGGAGAACAAGCAAUCACUCAGAAGGGACCGACUUCACUCUUGUAGGCUUCACGGUCCGCCCAGAGCUCCACAUCUUCCUCUUCCUGCUAUUUCUGCUCGUCUAUGCCAUGAUCCUUCUAGGGAAUGUUGGGAUGAUGGCCAUUAUAAUGACUGAUCCCCGGCUGAACACACCAAUGUAUUUCUUCCUAGGCAACCUCUCCUUCAUUGAUCUCUUCUACUCAUCUGUUAUUGCACCCAAGGCUAUGAUCAACUUCUGGUCUGAGAGCAAGUCCAUCUCCUUUGCAGGCUGUGUGACCCAGCUCUUUCUCUUUACCCUCUUCAUUGUAACUGAGGGAUUUCUUCUGGCAGCCAUGGCUUAUGACCGCUUUGUUGCCAUCUGCAACCCACUCCUCUACUCUGUUCGGAUGUCAACACGUCUCUGCACUCAGUUGGUGGCUGGUUCCUAUUUUUGUGGCUGCGUUGAUGGAGUUCUUCUGAGCAGCAUGACAUUUACUUUACCUUUUUGUGCUUCUCGGGCCAUCAACCACUUUUACUGUGAUUACCGUCCAGUUCAGAGGAUUUCUUGUUCUGAUCUCUACAUUCAUAAGAUCCUUUCUUUUGUCUUAUGUAGCAUUAUUAUUUUGCCUACCAUAACUGUCAUUAUUGUGUCCUAUAUGUAUAUUGUGUCCACAGUGCUAAAAAUACGCUCCACUGAGGGACGUAAGAAAGCCUUCUCCACAUGCAGCUCUCACCUAGGAGUUGUGAGUAUACUGUAUGGUGCUGUCACCUUUAUGUAUUUUAUCCCUGACAGAUUUCCUGAGCUCAGUAAGGUGGCCUCCUUAUGUUACACCUUAGUCACUCCCAUGUUGAAUCCUCUGAUUUACUCUCUGAGAAAUAAAGAUGUCAAAGAAGCUCUGAGAAUGGUCCUGGGGAAAAAAAAUGUUUUUGCUUGAUUCUAUUUUAACAUUAUAUAACUGAAAGACCUGGGCAUUAUGACAAUUUGGGGAAGCACUCACACCAAGAAUGCAACAGUCAUCUUAGAAAUAUUUAAUCUUAGCAAGUUUAUCUCUUUGAAUUCCAUGUACUUAGAGAGGAAGAAUACAUUUGGAUUAUAUUUUGUGAGCUAUUGAUUAUAAAGUAGAAUGGCUUCUCUAUACUUCAUUUUGGAUAAUGACAAUGAUUGCUGUGUCAUUUGUUUUUAAGAAAGAUGAAUUCCAAAUUUUCUCCUGGCUCUUUGAAGAUGCUCUUUGGCAUGUCUUAUUUAUCUUGAGGGAAUAAGAUAUGUUAUGUGCUUAUUGUGCUUAUGUAUAUAAUUGGUAGAGGAAACAAAAUCUGGUUGAUACAAUAAGCAGACAGAACAAAAUAUCAAAUUUACUGAAGAAAUCUUUUUGAGUGCUUAGUGAGAAAACCAGAUACUCUGCGGUGCACAGUGUCCUAAGGAUGACAUGUGAGUCACUCUUAAUAGUCCAGAGGCUGAAUGAGUGACACAGUCAUUUCACGGUUUCUCUGAAUUGGAUAAGUUACUCUUGAAAACUCUCUCUUUUUAUAAGGAAACUCUAAUGAAAAUAAACCAAAAGUAAAUGUAAUUCAU
This is a messenger RNA of Equus caballus (horse), 1787 nucleotides long. The record is from RefSeq and is a predicted model, not a curated record. NCBI's taxonomy places the organism in Eukaryota, Metazoa, Chordata, Mammalia, Perissodactyla, Equidae.